This is a messenger RNA of Brassica napus (rape), 3041 nucleotides long. RefSeq names its product cytochrome P450 71A24-like. Gene Ontology annotation, molecular function: oxidoreductase activity, acting on paired donors, with incorporation or reduction of molecular oxygen; heme binding; monooxygenase activity. The transcript has a single exon. Bases 157 to 1053 code for a protein of 298 amino acids. The record is from RefSeq and is a predicted model, not a curated record. Lineage: Eukaryota; Viridiplantae; Streptophyta; Magnoliopsida; Brassicales; Brassicaceae.
UAAGGGAGAUGAGCGUCUCCAGCCAUGACGGCGGCGGUACAGGGGGUGACUGAAUGGUAGGGUUUACACGGAAGCCAAGAAAAAAGAGAGAAAAGAGAUUUUUCUCCAAAGUGUCAACAACACAAGAAAAAAUCUUGAAGACUGAAUAAUCAAGAGAUGCAAAAGAUGAUGAUGAUACUUCUUUUACUGUCAAUAAUUUGUGUUACCAUUCUCUUCUUGAAAAAACAGUCAACAGGGAAGAAAAUCAGUACACCAAGGUCACCGCCGACAUUUCCGGUUAUCGGGAACCUUCAUCAGCUCGGCCGCUACCCUCACCGAUCACUAUGCUCUCUCAGCCAUCGUUAUGGUCCUCGCAUGCUCCUUCACUUUGGCCGUGUCCCUGUUCUUGAAGUCUCUUCAGCGGACGCGGCUCAAGAUGUUUUGAAGACCCACGACCACGUUUUUGCGAGCCGUCCACGAUCGAAAAUAUUCCGAAAGCUGCACUACGACGGGCGUGAUGUAGGCUUAGCUCCUUAUGGAGAGUAUUGGAGACAAAUGAAGAGUGUGUGUGUCCUUCAUCUCCUAAGCAACAAGAUGGUACGGUCCUUUCGAGACGUACGAAAAGAAGAGAUCAGAAUAGUGAUGGAAAAUAUCAGGAAAUCAAAUUCUUCGCGGAUUAAUCUAAGCAAGCUAUUGGCGAGUUUAACUAACGAUGUAAUAUGUAGAGUUGCUUUUGGAAAGAAAUACGGUGGUGACACGGAUUUUAUGGAGUUAAUAGAGAGGUUCGAGAAGCUAUUGGGAUCAUUUAGUAUCGGAACUUAUGUACCAUGGCUUGCAUGGCUUGAUUGGAUCAGCGGUUUGGAUGCUGAAGUAGAAAAGACGAAAAAUGAUUUUGAUGAAUUCUUAGAGAGAGUUGUAAAAGAUCAUGUAGAUGGUGGCGGAGAUAAGAAUGAUUUUGUCCAUGUAUUGCUAGCAAUUCAGAGAGAGAAGAGCAUCGGGUUUGAAAUCGACCGAAUAAGCAUAAAGGCUAUUAUCAUGGUAAUAAAAUCGUAUUCAGAUGCAAUUAAGUUUUAGUACAUAACCUUACUCCAGAGGAAUGAUUUUGAGCUGAAACACGUGUACUACACUCUUGUGGGUCAACAUCCUUUUCAUGUCAACUCCAUUUUUCCGAAAAUGUUUUCAAAUACUUGUCUUUAUAUUCAUAUAUUUUAAAGUUGUUUUAUUCGCAUCUAUCUAUAUAUAUAAAAAUAUGUUCGCUUCUCUCCUGUUGUGCCACGUCAUAAAGUCAGUUUCUGACAGGUCGACACGUGUCCGGAUUGGAUGAUACUCACCGUUUCGCUUAAUCACAAUUAUUAAUGGACUUUUCUCUUUUUGUUAAUAAAUAUUUCAGAUCAAUUUUUUGGGCUUAACAUAAUUGGAUUUCUGGGCUGUAGGGUAACACAUGAGGGGAUCCCACAUAAUACGGCUUUUCCUCCAAAAAUAAUGUCGACGAACGAAAGACAGAUGUGCUGUGUUUUAACAACACCGGUUCAAACCUACGGCCAAUGAAGAUUUGCUGCACCGGCCACGCUGAAUUCCGAUCAAAGUCAGUUGGAAAGCGUCGUAUUUGGCUAUUCGAUUCCACUUCCUCUACCCUUGGUUGAAUUUUGGAACCAUUAUGGAAGUUGGUUGGAUUCAUGCAUCCUCAUUGACUAUCACAUUAAAUCAUUCAAUGAACCCCCUCAUUAAAACAUUUUAACUCAAAUAUAACUAAUCUUAACACAAAUAAUCCUUCUACAUCCUAAAAUUCUCAAAACCCAUAAACAUAUUAUAUACUUCUCUUAACAAAAUUUUACAAAACAUACAUAUAAAGGGAAUAUACAAUUACAUCACAAAAAAAAGAAAAAGCAUGAAUUAUUUUAGGAAUGACUUCAAGUUUUGAGUCAUAUUCGCAAAAAAAAACUUUAAAUAAGUUAGUUUAAUUAAGAAUAUUAUAAAACAAAACAUUUGAAUUAAAAUAAAUAUUAAAAAUAUAAUUUUAUUUAUCAGAGAAUAGUGAAAUUUACUGUCAUUAUAAUUCAAAACAAAAAAAAUAAUUAUAAUGAUCUCAUAAACCUUUCAUUAUUUUUCAUUUAUAAUAUUUUUUAAUCUAUCAUAAUUUUAAAUUACUUCAUAAAUUAUUAUAAAAUCACUUUUAUUAUAACUUUCCGCCCGUAGUAUUCAUAUAUUUUAAAGUUGUUUUAUACGUUAAUCACCCUUUUAAAGGAGACUCAAGUGCUAUUCGGCGGACACAAAUGAAACAGCGCCUUCAACAAGUUAUCUUUCUUACCCUCUCCUUCUGGUUAAUCGUUUCUUUCUCGCCAAGUUCUCCGUCGCCACAUAUGACAUCUGCAUCUCAGGUUUGAGCCCCAUGAAAUUGCUUCUGGUUUCCGUUGGGCUCUCUACUCAACCGGAGGUGUCCAAGCCGUUAAAUUUCCAGUGGAUCUCCUUCUUCAUAACCAAAUUAUUUCCUCCCCGUUUCUGAAGAGAUUUGAACCCAGAUUCCUACCGCUUUCUCCUGAUUCGUCAACCGGCACCAGAUCUCAGAUCUUUUUGUUGUUAGAUCCGAAUUCUUUUGAAACCCUUUGCUCCCCUUGUCGUUCAAGUUUCUGGUCAUGCUCUCUGCGUGGAUGUGCUCGUUACCAUCGCCAAAGCGUUUCCGGCGGUCUAGACCCACCGAACAACGUAUGAAGACUGAGCCGCAUUGCUCAUGUAACUGGGCCCAGGCCAUUAGACUUAUAAUAUCUAGCAGCCCGUUUUUUUUCCACCAAAUCUCAUAUCCAUGGAGAUGGAUUCAUACCAAUCCAUUUUGGGCUCGAUACGGUUGGCUAGCCCAUUUAAGAAUUCUGGUGGAUUCACCGGGGUCUUUAAUUUUUUUUGCUUAUUGUCAUAUUCAUUUUUUAUGAAGAAAUUAUCGGCGGGUUCACCUGACUUGAUUACACAUUCAUCAUUAUUCUCUAUCAAGAAGUGUUUACCAUUACCAUACUUUUUUUCUUUGAAAUAAGAAGAUGUGUCGGAUCAAUACUCGAGAUUUAGUUUCAGUU